AUGGAGGUCGCUGUCGGUGCGGCGAACUGGCUCCUUGGCAAGGUGCUCCGCAAGCUGUCCGAUGACCUGGUGGCUGGGUAUGUGGCCAGUCGUGAGCUCGGCCUCAACUACGACAAGAUCACGGACGAACUGAACCACACGCUCGGGCUGCUGCACGAGGCCCAGGGGCGGGACGUCGGCGACAACCCUGGCCUGCAGCGCCUGCUGGAUGGCCUCUGCAAGAAGGCAGACGAGGCAGAGGACGCUCUGGACGAACUCCACUACUUCAUGAUCCAAGACGAGCUCGACGGCACCCGGGAUGCCACCCCGGAGCUUGGCGAUGGCCACGGUGCUGAAGCUCUGCAUGCUCGCCAUGCUGCUCGCAACGCCGCCGGUAACUGGUUCUCGUGCUUCUGCUGUUGCAGUUCACAAGAUGGUGUUGCUGCUGCUGUUUCUAAUGACACACAUAGUACAAGCAAGGGCGAGGCCAAGUCUGAUGACGGUUUUGCCGGUGGUCAAUGUGACAAGCUGCCAUUCGACCGAGUGGCCGUGUCCAACAAAAUCAAGCAGCUGUUAGAGGACAUGCACUCCAAAUGUUCUCUGAUCUCUGACUUGCUGAAGAUAAAGCAAGGCAUUAGCCUAGUUCCUGGAAGCAUGGCUAACUCCAUCCAACGCCCUGCAAUCGGGUCAACAAUUAGACAAGAUAAGUUGUAUGGAAGGAGCACUAUUUUUAAUGAAACCAUAAAAGGCAUGACAAGUGCCACUUGGCAUGAAACCCUGUCAGUUCUUCCUAUAGUUGGCCCUGGUGGUAUUGGAAAGACAACUUUCACCCAGCACCUUUACAAUGACAAAAGAACAGAAGAACACUUCACUGUUAGGGCCUGGGUAUGUGUGUCAACUAGUUUUGAUGUGCUUAAGCUCAGCAAAGAAAUCUUGGACUGCCUACCUGCAACUGAAAAUGAAGGUGGCAAUGAAACAAAUAACUUAGACCAGCUUCAGAAAUCCAUUGCAAAGAGAUUGAGAUCAAAAAGGUUUUUAAUUGUCUUAGAUGAUAUAUGGCAAUGCAGUGAGGAUAAGUGGGCAAAUCUCUUAGCUCCAUUCAAAAUGAGAGAAGCUGGAGCAGGUAGCAUGAUUAUUGUUACAACUCGGUUUCCAUAUAUAGCACAAAUGGUGAAGACAACUACUCUAGUGAACCUGGAAGGUUUGGAGCCUGCUGAUUUCUGGAAUUUCUUUCAAGCAUGUGUAUUUGGUGAAGUAUCAGCUGUGCAUGAUAAAGAACAACUUAUUGAAGUUGCAAGACAAAUAUCAGAUAAAUUGAAGUGUUCCCCACUGGCAGCCAAAACAGUUGGUCGGUUAUUGAAGAAGAGAUUUUCACGAGAACAUUGGGUGCAGAUUCUUGAGAACAAGGAGUGGCUAAACCAAACCCAUGACGAUGAUAUUAUGCCUGCUCUGAAAAUUAGCUAUGACUACCUUCCCUUCCAUCUAAAGAAAUGUUUCUCAUAUUGUGCCCUCUACCCUGAGGAUUAUAAGUUUGAAAGCUUAGAGAUUGGUCGUUUUUGGAUUUCAAUUGGCAUCACAGACUCUGGUGGUCAGAAUGAUAAAAUUGAGGACAUUGGAUCAAAAUAUUUGGAUGAACUAUUUGACUAUGGUUUUCUGAUGAAAGGAUAUGGCAAUUAUUAUGUAAUACAUGAUUUGCUGCACGAGCUUGCACAGAUGGUUUCUUCAAAAGAAUGUGCCCACAUCAGUUGUUCUAGUUUUAGAGCAGAGAACAUCCCAUCGUCUAUUCGCCACCUAUCCAUCUUGAUGCAAGAUAAAUAUAUUGAAAAUUUUGGUGGAGAAAUGGAUAAAUUGAGGAGAAGGAUAGACAUUGGAAAUCUGCGGAGUUUGAUGAUUUUUGGAGAAUACAGAAGGGCAAGCUUGGUUAAUAUUUUGAAAGAUACAUUUAAGGAAAUAAAGGACCUUCGUGUUCUGUUUAUAUUCAUGUACUCCCUAGAUUCUUUGCCACACAACUUCUCAAAGCUCAUCCACCUUCGGUACCUAAAACUGAAAUCACCUUAUUACUCAGAAGUGUGUUUGCCUAGCACAGUGUCCAGGUUUUAUCACUUGAAAUUCUUGGACCUUCAAUACUGGGGAAGUAGUUGUGAUUUUCCUAAAGGCAUUAGCCGCCUUGUGAAUUUGUGUCAUUUCCUUUCCAAUGUUGAAUUCCAUUCCAGUAUUCCUGAGGUUGGAAAAAUGAAGUUAUUACAAGAGUUGAGAAGAUUCCAUGUUAAGAAAGAGAGUGUUGGAUUUGAAUUGCGAGAGUUGGGUCAGUUGGAAAAGAUUGGAGGGGGACUCGAUAUAUACGGGCUUGAAAACGUGAGAACCAGGGAAGAAGCUAAUGAAGCCAAAUCGACAGCAAAAAGAAAUCUAACUGAGUUGGCUUUAGUUUGGAGUGCCGAGCAACCAUUCGUGGAAGAUGGUAUUCUUGAUGGUCUUGAGCCGCACUGCAAUCUUGGAGCACUUAGCAUUGUAAAUCAUGGUGGUACCACUGGUCCCACUUGGUUGUGUAGCAAUACCCACUUGAAAAACUUGGAGACCCUGCAUCUGGAGGGUGUAUCUUGGUCUGCUCUUCCUCCUUUUGGGCUGAUGCAUCAUCUGGGAACACUCAAGCUGAAAAACAUUGUUGGGAUACGCCAGUUUGGACCGGACUUCAUUGGUGGCAUCACAGAAAAAAGUUUCACACAGUUGAAGGAGGUUGAGUUUGUUGACAUGCCAGAACUUGUCGAGUGGAUUGGAGGAGGUAACACACAUCUAUUCUCAAGGCUUGAAACAGUCGAGUGCACUAAUUGUCCCAAGCUCAUUGCACUACCGUUCUCAGGAUUACCUAAUCUGUGUGAUCUUUACACUAAAGCAUGCCCGGAGUUGUGCCUGCCUCCUCUGCCUCACACUUCCAAGUUAUCUUGGUUCCGAACAGACUACUUGUAUUAUCGCAGUAGUCAUUUGUCAAUUAAAGAUAUGCCGUGUGAAUUGGCCCUCCACAAUCUUGGUGAAAAAAUCAUUGGCAAGUUUGUUCAAAUGUUUCCCAUCUCUUUCUGUUUUGCAUGUAACAGCAGCGCAGAUGAGGAUCAUGAUGAGGAGGAAGUGUUGUUGCAGUUUCCACCAUCAUUGGCAAGCUCGCUCAGAAAUGUAAAGCUGCAUGGGUGUCAUAAUCUAACUCUACCUGUGGAGGAUGGAGGUGGAUUCCAGGGCCUCUUGUGGCUCGAAUCAGUUUGGAUACAUAAUUGUGGCAAGCUGUUCUCGGGGUGGUCCACGGGAGUAGCAGAUUGCAGCAGCAUUAACCCUUUCCCUCCUUGUGUCAAGGAACUGCGGCUUUGGAAUGAAACUAGCAGCACUCUGUCAAUGGCUCUGCUCUCAAAUCUGACAUCUCUUACCUAUCUUGAACUAGGAAACUGGAAUAAUAUCACAGUGGGUGGGUUCAAUCCUCUCAUCACUUCCAACCUCGACCAUCUGACGGUUUUGACUUGGAAACAAGAUGGUGAAACUGAGCCCUAUUCUGUUGCAGUGGAUCUACUCGCAGAGGUGUCAAGGACAAAAACAAUGCCCGCAGGUUCCUUCCAACUGGUGAGCCUUGAUGUGGACAGCAUCUCCGGGGUGCUUGUUGCUCCAAUCUGCACCCGCCUCUCCGCUACCCUCCGGACGUUAUGUUUCAGCUUUGAUUGGCGGGCGGAGAGCUUCACGGAAGAGCAGGAGCAGGCGCUUCAGCUCCUCACCUCCCUCCAAUACCUGUUUAUUGGUGGUUGCAGGGUUCUGCAGUCACUCCCUCAAGUCUUGCAUCGCCUCCCUUCUCUAGAGUCUUUACAGAUCUCUGGUUCGUAUAGAAUCAGGUCACUGCCCAAGGAGGGCUUCCCUGAGUCACUGCAACGCCUAAGUAUAUCUGAUUGCUGCCCAGAGCUUUACGAGGAAUGCCAGAAAUUAAGAGGAACACGGCCAGAUAUAGCGGUAUAUGCCAAACUACCAGCCGGCACCACCGCUUGUUCAACUACGGCUCUUUUCUGCGGCAAUUACUCAUUUAUUGUGCUUCUGCAUAUUGGUUUCACAAAUUCAACCCUUCCCUUGACGGCUUUAAACCAAUCUGCAGCUUGGAAUUGCAUCCUACUCUGCACCAAGGUGAAGCUAGUAGAGGACAGCCGGCGUUGUGGCGCUAGCAUAGGACAGUCGCAAGGUGGGAAAACUGAAGAGCGCUGA
This is a messenger RNA of Miscanthus lutarioriparius, 4203 nucleotides long. Lineage: Eukaryota; Viridiplantae; Streptophyta; Magnoliopsida; Poales; Poaceae. The record is from the annotation of a GenBank genome assembly.